AUGGAAGGGUUGAAAGCACGAAAAAUUUAUGCCGAAAAAGUCGGAAGUGGACUAUCUCAAGAUCUCAAAGAGAGAAGUGAGUCUGAUGAAGAAUUACAAAUAAUUCUUAUAAAAUAUUCUCAAGAAGCCAAGUCCAGACAGCGUACAAAAGAAGAAGCGGAAAAAGAAGUCGAUGAUCUCAAUCGAAAACUCGUUAAAAAAGACGACCUGUCGAGUUUGAUUUUAAGCAUAACUCGUCUUGAAGUUAGUGAUGAAGAGAAUUCUGCAUGUAUACGUGACAGAAUCAAUCUUAUCAAGUUAUUUGAUGAAGAGUUUAAUCUUGAGGCUUCUACACCAUUGGAACCUGACGAAGAUACAAGUACUCUUACAAGAAUGUUUGAUAUGAAUAAUGCAUGA
Phycomyces blakesleeanus NRRL 1555(-) is the source of this 396-nucleotide messenger RNA. RefSeq lists its product as hypothetical. Lineage: Eukaryota; Fungi; Mucoromycota; Mucoromycetes; Mucorales; Phycomycetaceae. The record is from RefSeq and is a predicted model, not a curated record. The transcript has 3 exons. The coding region runs from base 1 to 396 and encodes 131 amino acids.